CCCUGCCGUGUUCUGCGAUCGCGUCCUCGGCAGCGGCGCUGCUUUUCCGGCUGUCCCGCCCGUCCCGAGGCGGCGCGGAAAGAGACCCGCGGCUUCACUGCUCCGCCGCGGCUGCUGCUGCCUCCCCCCCGGCACCCUCCGCCUCCAGCGGGGCGCGGAGGCCAUGUUCCCGCCGGACUCCACCUGGAAUAUCUCCUUCGCCGGCUGCGGCUUCCUGGGGAUCUACCACGUCGGCGUGGCCAGCUGCCUGAAGGAACAUGCCCCGUUCCUAGUGGCCAAUGCCAAGAAGGUGUACGGCGCCUCGGCCGGGGCGCUCACCGCCACCGCCCUCGUCAGCGGCGCCUGCCUCGGUGAGGCCGGUGCCAGCAUUAUUCGGGCGUCAAAAGAAGCCCGGAAGAGGUUCCUGGGCCCGCUGCACCCCUCUUUCAACAUGGUGAAAACCAUUCGGAUGUCUGUGUCCAAGAUGGUGCCGGACAAUGGGCACGAGGUUGCAGCAGGACGUUUGGGUAUUUCCCUGACACGGGUCUCUGAUGGGGAGAACGUGAUCCUGUCAGACUUCAAUUCCAAGGAGGAACUGAUCCAGGCCUGUAUCUGCAGCACCUUUAUCCCUGUCUACUGUGGGCUGAUACCUCCAACCUUGCGUGGAGUGAGAUACGUUGAUGGAGGGAUUUCUGACAAUUUGCCCCAAUAUGAGCUGAAGAACACAAUCACAGUGUCUCCUUUCUCGGGAGAGAGCGAUAUCUGCCCACGGGACAGUUCCACAAAUAUGCACGAGCUGAGAGUCACCAAUACAAGCAUCCAGUUCAACCUUCACAACCUCUACCGCCUCUCCAAGGCCCUGUUUCCUCCAGAGCCACAGGUGCUGCGGGAUAUGUGCAAGCAGGGCUAUCGAGACGCACUGCACUUCCUGAAGAGGAAUGGUCUCCUUCAUCGUCCAAGUCCUGCCCGUCCUCUCCUUGCCAUAGAAGCACCUCCAGGAGAGAAGGAAGAGGAAGAAACAGAAGCUGAGGACCAAGUAGAGGACAACACUGCCCUUGCUGUUGUUGAAGAGCAUAUCUUGGAACACUUGCCUCCCAGACUGAACCAAGCUCUCGUGGAGGCUUGUGCUGAAAGAAGAAGUUUCUUGACUGGCCUGAGCAACAUGCUGCCUGUGCGUGUGGCCACGGCCAUGAUGGUCCCCUACAUGCUGCCUCUGGAGUCUGCAGUCUCCUUCACUGUCAGGUUGCUGGAAUGGCUCCCAGAUAUCCCUGAGGAUAUAAGAUGGAUGAGGGAGCAGAUGACAGAAAUCUGCAGCUAUCUUGUGAAGAAAGCCAAGAAGAAACUGGGCAGCCAUCUUUCAGCCAGGCUUUACUACCACCUCGAGCUCGGAGGGCCCCAGAAGCUGCCAAUUUCGCCCCCGGCACCUUGUGGUGAAGCGCUGCCCAUGUGGAUGAGGAGCCACCGCUCGGUCUCUGACGUCAUGAUGAAGUGGGAGGAGUACCAGCGGCAGCUCAUGCUGGGCUUGCUCUGCAUCAACGUGGACAUGCAAGCCUCCCUCUUCCCUCGGGAGGGGUUUCAGUUAAAGCUUCCACCUCUAGGCUGUGCAAAAGAGUGCCUGCCACUCUUCUGAGCCUGCUGCUGCGAGGGGAUGAGAGUGGGUGGGAAGGAGAAUGGACACAGGGUGGGACCAUUCUCAUCCCUCAGCAGCAGGCUGCCCCACGCUCCUGAAUAUGUUGCCAUGGGGAUUACCCCGGGAUGGACACUGGUGGAAUUGACUGUAGACUUUUGUUGCCCACUGGGCCAAGCAAGGGACCUUUGUGUUCACAGCCACACACAGGCUGAUUCCUUGCUCUAGACUUGUGGUGAAGCCUGGCCAUUGCCUGUGGCCAGGCUGAUGUUGACCCAGCUGGGCUCUCCCAAAUAGUGCACUUUGAAUUGCCACUGGCUUUUUCCCCGCCAAACAACAGGAUGUAGAUGACGCUCUCAAGUUCAUACAGCUUUUACCUCCCUUGGUUUUUCAGAGCAUGUUACUUGAUUCCUCUCCUUAAAUCAUCUGACAACCUUUAGUUCUUCGUGCUACUGAAAGAUGAUGUAGCCUCUUGCCAAACCGAUUUUUGUCAUGGCUUUCAAAUGUCCUCCUGACUUUCUUCUUUGCUGAAACCAUGUCCUUUCCUCUCUCCCUUAAUUGCAUCCGCACCAGAAGCCGGAGCUGGUCCUGCAGCAGACUACACUGGAACUGCAGAAGUGUAGAAAAGUUAUCUGUUUUCCCUGAUUCAUGUUGUCCUCAUCUCUCCCUUUUUGAUUGGGGUCCUCAGGGAGCUACUGUGACUUGAACUCUGAAUGUUAAGUGAUUGAGUUUAUUUAAAGAAGUAAUUUUGACAGAUUUUUUUUUCCAGGGAAACAUGUUGAAUUUGAGGCCCUGUUCCUCACUCUGAGAAUGGAAUUGGUGUGGGGUUGCCCUGAAAAAAAGCUCAGCCUGCUUAUCUCAGGAUCAAUUUAGCAGCUGAAGCAAUAUGAAGUGGUUGUAGGAAGAUGAGAAUUGUGCAGGGCAUGUUAUUUUUGAGAGGCUUGUGGUGGAGUGUCACAGUGAGUGCUGGGGAGGUGGCUGCCUCUGACAGGGGUCAGUUGGGCUUUGCUCCUUAAGGGGCUGUACAGCUGAGGCAAAUUCUGAGUGGGUGAUGCAGAAUGGAUCCCCUGCCAAACUGAGGCUUUUAUCUCUUUUGCUCAGAAAAUUUGGUUGUUGAGGCUUUGGAGUGAGAAGGAUUUAGGCUUGUAGCUACACCAGCAUCCCAGCUUGCCUGUCUAGUGUUGUGGCUCACAGGUCCUGCUCUGUAGCUAGCAAUAGCAGGAGCAUGAGAAGUGAAGACUGUUGAGGCACAUGCAGCCCCUUGGAAUUGGCUCCUCUUGGUCUUGCCCCUUAAAAUCCAGAGCUGUAGCAGAGCAGGACUCUGCCUCGAGGCGCUGCCUUCUCCGCAGUGGUCAUGGCUUGUGUGAGGGGUAUGAACCCUGUGUUCUUCACAGGGUGAGACGUGGCUUCCUGUGGGGAUUGCAUGGACUUAGGCUCUGACAAACCCAGCUCCUGGUAUCUUUUUCUGCUGCUUGUCUUGCUACAUGAGGCGUCUUCUACCUCUCCUAGCACAAACAGUGUGCAAUGGCCAAAGCAAACCUAUGCUGUCUUUGCUGGGGAGCAGGACAGGGUAUCGAACUGAUUAUGUAGCCUAUACAUGGAAUAGUAAUUUUUAAUAGUAAUUUUGCACCUUAGAUUUAGAAAGGGAAAAUAAACCCAGAAGUUGUGCUAAUCACUGGAGAAAGUAGUGAGACUUCACGAGCAGUGUGGGUGAUGGGGUGGGUGCUGUUUCCUACGAGCACAGCUGUGCACUGGGCACGGGUUUGGUGUUUGUGUGGAGAUGGAUAAGCAUCAGGGCUCUGCUGCAGUGGCUGUGCCAAGCUGGGAGGCAAUGGAGCGGGCCUCUGCCCAGGAGGCAGUGCAAGAAUGAACUUGUGACUUGGUUGUCACCCCACUGCCCUUGCUGGAUGAAACUAUGUAACACAAA
Molecule: messenger RNA, 3533 nt
Organism: Melozone crissalis (California towhee)
Lineage: Eukaryota; Metazoa; Chordata; Aves; Passeriformes; Passerellidae
Gene: PNPLA2
Product: patatin like phospholipase domain containing 2
Exons: 9
Coding region: 164-1609 (481 amino acids)
Biological process (GO): triglyceride catabolic process; positive regulation of triglyceride catabolic process; lipid homeostasis
Cellular component (GO): lipid droplet; cytoplasm; membrane
Molecular function (GO): triacylglycerol lipase activity
Source: RefSeq, a predicted model, not a curated record